GGUGAAAAAUUUCUGUCAGUAACAUGUUCUAGUUGCACCUCACAAAAUUCAUAAUGACGGAUUUGCAAAUAUGCGAGUGCAGGGAUCCCGAAGACCCGGACCUCUGCGGGAAGCACCCGAUCUACCUGGAAGCUGCCAGGGUCACAUUCAGCGAAGACGAUCUACCCACAGUCAUACAGGAUGAGCUGUGCUGGGCCUUCGACGUUCGAGAGGAUAGAAAAAAGCGGUUCCAGGCCAAAGGAGUACCCCCCAAAGAAUCCCCCUAUGAAUUCCCCUUCGCCUUGUGCAGAGCGAUGCAAAUACCCUGCAAAAAAAAGAAGAAGAAGAAGUUCGUGUGCCCGCCCCUGCCGAAGAAGAUUACUCUGGAAGACAAGUACAUAAUGACACAAAAGGAGUACUGCAAUUACCUGGCGCAGCCGGUGAAGAAGCCGCGCUGCGAGUACUGGUGCCCCGUUAAAAGAAAGCGGUGCGAAAUAGAGCCCUGUCCGCCGCGAUUCGUCCAGCUGGCCAUACCGCACAAACGGAGGGUGUUCUGGAACUGGAAGUGCUUCCAUCCCAUACUCACCACGGAGAUGAUACUGCGACUCGAGCAAAUAUUGCACACCGACAAGAACCUGGAUCCGAGAGAUGCCAGAUGGUACUACAAAAAGCUGGACAGGCUGAAGCGGAAAUGCAUGCGGAACAGGCGCCGUUUGAGGCGCAAGAGGCUGAAGGCGAGGGACGCCGGCGACCGUAAAUGGCUCGAGGACAUGAUCCAGGAGAUGGCCGAGCUCAUUACCAACCACAUACGGCAAGAGCCCUUUUUCGCCUUGAACUACCGGCAACUUCUACUAUCCGAUACGAUACUCAACAAAUUAGCGGAGAAGAAAGUGUUCAAACGCCCGAAGAGAAAAACCAAGAACCAUUACAAAAGGACGCUCGUUGAGAUUAGCGAUAAAAUUGCCAUUUGGAUAGACACGUUGACCAGAUACGUAGACACACUAGCUGUGGAAGACCCCGACGAUUUCGCGCCUUUAACAAUAUCUUCGGUAAGCGAAGGAGAGAGCGAGGAUAGAACCGAUGAGGAUGAAGACGUUUGCGAAGAAGAAGAAGAGGAGGAUGACCUGUGGGCUCUGUUAGAGAAGUUAAUCAAGAUCUACAGGUGUAAAACACCAAAUCCCAUGUUUACAACGAAUGUGGAAACCAUGCCUGAGUUAAAGUACCUGGAUAUCUUCGACGCGCUGUUGUGGCUGAGGGAUUUGAUAAGGCAGCAGGGACCGCCGCCGCCUCCCGGGAAAGUGGAGCAAACCUUGGUGGAGUGGCUGGAGGAAACCGCCCCGGAGAAGAUCAACGAAAGGACUUUGAAGCAAGUGCACGAUUACGCUUGCGCCAUUGCGGAUAAAUUGAGAGACGCCGAUCCGGAAGAAGAACCCGAAAGACCUGCUGUCGAAGAAGAAAAACCACCAACACCACCGUCAGCGCCUAAACCGGCACCACCGCCGCCCAAAGAACCGGAACCGGAACCCGAACCACCCGCGGAUAUGCCUUGCGAAGCCGAAGAAAUACCAGCAGUUCCUUGCGAAUGUCCGGAAGACGGACCUAUGAUACUAGGCCACAAGCCGUCGUUUAUAAAGGAACACUCGCCCGAUGCGAUUUGCUGCCUUUCGCUGAAAAUCUGGGCCGUUUGGCUCCUGGAAGUGUGCCAUAACGCUCACGUUUGGACGAAAUGGAUGCACGAAAUCAUACGAAGGAUCAGAGAAUUCGCUGCUACAGUCAGAGGAGAUAUUAAACUUCCGAAUGGACAGAGAAAAGUGUUGUACAGAGAGGAAUGGCGACAAUUCAUCAAAGAAACCGAAGAGAAAGUGGUUUAUUGGAUGGACUACAGCGAACAUGUUAGGGAACUGUCCCAAGAUAUCAUCGAAAACUUCCAAGGGAAACCGGUUUAUUGUUGUCCUAAAUGUUUACAGGAUCAUCUAAUUAGGAACGUUGUAACGGCUCACGAAACGUUGGGAAGUCUAACUGACGCUAUGAAUAUGGCGCAGAGUUGGAGAAGAUGCUUGGAUGGUUUGGUAGCCACUUGUGCUUCUAUAUGUGAUAUUGAAGAUGUUUCAUCCAGUGAAGAAUCAGUACUCAGUGCAAUCGAUAUUUGCGAAUAUGUCGUAUGUCCGAGGAACAUAAGACCUGCUAAAGGGGGAAAACAACCGCCCUGUCCUCCUGCUGAUGAUUCGGACGAUGAUGGGGGAGAGUAUCGUAUUUUGGAGAUGGAUCCGAGAGUUCAAAAAACCGAUUGCUCUUGCAUACAGUGAAAAUUUGGUAUUCGGUUGGGUUAAAAAAGAUGAGAAUUCGAUUGCCAACACUAAAAAUCAUUUGUUUUGUAACGUGAUCAUUAAAAUUUCAUCCGAAG
Phyllotreta striolata is the source of this 2383-nucleotide messenger RNA. The record is from the annotation of a GenBank genome assembly. NCBI's taxonomy places the organism in Eukaryota, Metazoa, Arthropoda, Insecta, Coleoptera, Chrysomelidae.